Molecule: messenger RNA, 2418 nt
Organism: Marasmius oreades (fairy-ring Marasmius)
Lineage: Eukaryota; Fungi; Basidiomycota; Agaricomycetes; Agaricales; Marasmiaceae
Exons: 2
Coding region: 125-1408 (427 amino acids)
Source: RefSeq, a predicted model, not a curated record
UUUCCGCCUUCUCUCACCAUGACACAGUGAUAUCAAUACUAAUAUCUAUCUUGUAUCUCUCACUUCACACGUUAUAAAAGGGACGUACAAUAGGCUUUUAUCCUCUUUAUCAACCCCCUUCACUAUGCCCAGUGUCACCACCCUACUGAAUCCCCGUCCAUACGAAACUUGUGCAGGUCGACUACUUCUAUUACCGUUACUACUACCCAGCAAACCCGUCAUUCUCCCUUCGGAGGUUUGGACCCAUGUUUUUCAAUAUCUUGCGAGUAUGGAGGGCGGCAGGACUACACUUUGGUCGCUGGUAAAAACGUCGCAGAACUUCAAAGAAAUAGCUCUUCCUUUACUCUAUUCUCGGGUUAAAAUACACGAUUUGGAGACUUUCGAGAAACUUUGCAAACGCAUUCAUGAAGCAGACGCUAAAUGGGAUUCUAUACGUCGAAUACCUUAUUCUGCGCCAGCACGUUGGGUGCAAACCCUCGACCUGUCCGAAAUACCCUAUACCGGCAGGAAUCAAGCAGUACUCCUCGACGGUCUAUUGACAGACUUAUUUCCGUUGUUACCAUUCCUCAGCCGCUUCUCUAUGAAUCCGUCAUUCGUUAUGAGCAAACGUGCGAUGACAGCACUUACAGAACGACCCGGAGUCUUUUAUCUGCGGUCCCUCAGUGGGAUUAGCUACGUCCCACAGCAGCGCUCCACCCCUUGUCAAGAACCUAUAGUCGAACUACUACGAAAUUGUGUCAAUCUUGAAGAGCUCGAAAUCAUAGGCCAAGGAUCGGACCCAGACACGUGGGGGUUCGAUGACCUGCUUAUCACUAACGAAACGUCGAUGGAAUGCUCAUUGUGCCUACCAUUGAACCUUCCACGUCUCCGUAUUCUUACCCUCUUAUCGACACUCCACUUCUCCCAUCUCUUGUCCUCUCUACUCAUCUCUCCUCUACCAUCAUUGACAAAGUUAACGAUAACACCAUCUGACGAUAUACCUGGAUCUUUGAACAGUCGUUUUAUCUCCACUCACGGUAUCAGUCUUCGUUCCCUCUUACUAUUAUCACCGAAGUCCUGGCCGACAAGGCUACACCCUUCUCCCGCGGACACCUUAAUCACAUGCCCCCAUCUUCGGCAUUUGUCGUUGGAAAAUCCUAUCCCUCAAUUGAUCCUGCAAAAAGUACAUCCGUUGGAGAUUUUGUCGAUCACCCGGCCGAACGCAGAAACAUGGUCGUUGUUGUGUCGGAUUUUACCCUAUCUACCUUCUCUCAAGGCGGUGAGGGCAAGGGACGUUCGGUGGUUGAGAAAAGGUGUCGGUGUGAGAGCUCAAGAGGCUGGCUUACAGGGUGAAAUGAGAGAGUGGAGGAGGAGGCUUGGGAGAAGAGGAAUCAGGGUUUUGGAUGCUGACUGGCAUGACACUGAAUGAAUUUUUGGAAGAAUCUUCUCAAGGAUGUGUAUCUAUUAUUUAGUAUAUCUAUCGCACAUGUAGCCACGACAUAUUUACCCUCACCACUCUCUUAUUAGUGUAAUCAAAAACUCGAGACAAAGACUCGUUGGAGAGCGAACGAACAUCGUUUCAUCGUUGCUUUCAUCGUCGCGUAUAAUCCCUCCCGAGAGGUGAGGAUAUUCUCCAUCCUCUGCCUGUCAUCCUCUCGCAUGUUUGCUAGGGAUACAUCCACACCCAGAACUGUCGGACAUAGUAUAGGAACCUGGCCUCGGAUAUUGGAAAUGUUUCCUAGAAAUUCGGGGUAUACAUACUCUGAAUGUUAUACCGGUAAUAAGACGAGCAAGAGAGUAACGGCAUAUUCCACCCAAGGAAUGGGACAGAAGAUAAGAUUGGUACAGCGGGAGGAGAUCAAUACAGGAAAUUUCCCGUUGGGACGGCACAAACACCGACGCAAUUUUUGGAAAUUUGGGUGAUAACGAAUGGAUGAUGCUGUCAGGUUUCUUCUCCCGCCUGAAAUGCCGUGACCAGGCUGUUUCAACUCUUCUCAGUUACACCCAAUUAGCAAUGUAUUCGUUUUUGAGAAUUUUUGAGAACUGAAGUCAAGCUGUUGUGUUUGGCCGUCGCACGGCGGGAUCUGGAUAUUAUUAUCAUCCGUCUUGGACCCCUCGGAGGAUGCUGAAGGACCCUGGUGUACGUCUAAUCUAUCCAAUCAGCCUACUGUGGUAGUAGCCCAGAGACUAAGCGGCUCCGAUCUCGAAUAACGCCAUCAAGGGUGGUUGAGAGUUAAUCGUUACAGACCCAUCUUCGUGAAUUAGAAGGCGCGGUAAGUGAAGCCGUGGAUGUCUGGGGAAUCGGGGAGUUUUGUGGUGGAACCGCAAGAGUAGGAGAGUGGGAUUGGGUAGUGAUCUUGUUGGGCAUGGAGAGCAGAGAGGGAGUACGAUGUUCUGUGUUCUAUGUCAACACAGGAGCACAGGGUGAGAUACAAAAAG